This is a messenger RNA of Parnassius mnemosyne (clouded apollo), 747 nucleotides long. The record is from the annotation of a GenBank genome assembly. Lineage: Eukaryota; Metazoa; Arthropoda; Insecta; Lepidoptera; Papilionidae.
AUGGCUACUAUAAGUUCGAAAAUAUUUGAAAUUUUUCGUAAUUUAAAGUCAGAUGCAAUUCCACGACCACCUCGUCCUGAAACCGAAGAAGUUUUUAAUGAAAAUGGAAAUCAAGAAACCAAUAAUUAUAACGCAGACCAAAGUAACGAUGACCAAGAGGAAAAUGAACCGCAAGAAUCAAAAAAGAAUAAGAAAAUACCGUCACCCAACAAUUUCUUUAAAUCUAAAAAGGGAGACAGUUUUUCUAAGAAAGGAGACAAAGACCGUAAACGUAGCAGUAACAGCCAUAUUAACGUUCAAGCUACUGGAAAUGUGAUCAAUAUAGUCAAUUCUCGAGAUGUGCACUGGGGUAAUGAAAUAGUCUACUACAUGGGACCAACAAAUGUUCAACAAAAGCAAACCAAAGUAGAUGAGGGGGAGGUUAUUGAAAAAAGUAAUAUUAUUAUGCUUGUUAUGGAAGCUACAAUAAAGCCGAGUCACGAGUACAUUGAUUAUAUAUCAAAGAACCUUGGGAAGAAUUGGCAUGGUGUCUUUUUAUCCUUGGGCUACAGCAAAAACAGACUUGAAACUUUUGAGAUUGAUGAAGCUGGCAAAGGUAUAUCAGAGGUUCGUUACAAGAUUCUUCUCGACUGGGUGCGCAAUGAUGAUGAUGGCACAUUGGGUAAACUUACAACCCAUUUAUGGGAAGAGGGAGAGAGACAGCUUGUAAAGGAAGUGGCCAUUAUUUACAAAAAGAACAAAGAAUAG